AUUUUUCUGAAUUGUGGCUAUAAGGGUCAAAAGAUACAGAGGAAAGAAAAAAACCUUUCCCUUUCCAAUUUGUUACAGGAAAAAGUUUUUAAGAACUUUCCCUUUCCUAUCUGUUACAGGUCAGACCCAAAAAAAACAAUUAUUCCUAUUUGUUACAGGGGCCAUCAGCCAACUUUCCUUUUUCCUAGUAUGAGAACAUGUUUCCUAAUACAAGAAAAAAGAAAAAGAAAAUAUUAAUCUCUUACUCCUAAAAGCACAAGGUGUUACGAGUAGGCUAUAAAAUCACCCCAAAGUCUGUUAACCUUUGCAACUCAAAUCACUCAACCCUUGAACUUCCAUAGCCAGAAAAGAAAAACUCUUCCAAGUUCUCAACUCAAAGUCUUGGUUAAUAUUACAAAGACCAAAACAAUGGCCUCCGUUGAGAUGAAGAAGAUAACCCUGAAGAGUGACGACGGUGAGAUCUUCGAGGUGGAGGAGGCUGUGGCCAUGCAGUCGCAGACCAUCAGGCACAUGAUGGAGGACGAUUGUGCUGAUGGCGCGAUACCUCUGCCAAACGUGACCAGCAACAUCCUAGCGAAGGUGAUCGAGUACUGCAGAAAGCACAAAGAAGAGGCCGCCGAUGGCGAGAACAAAAAGGACAUUUUGAAGGAAUGGGACGCUGAGUUCGUGAAGCUGGACCAGGUCACUCUGUUUCACCUAAUCAUGACUGCAAAUUAUCUCAACAUCAAGAGCCUGCUGGAUUUGACCGCCCAAACUGUGGCGGAGAUGAUCAAGGGAAAGACACCUGAAGAGAUCCGUGAGACGUUCAACAUCAAGAACGACUUCACACCUGAGGAAGAAAAGAAGAUUCGUGAGGAGAACCGGUGGGCAUUCGAGUGAGAGAGUUAGAGAUCCCCUUACAUUACAUACAUGCUAUUAUUACAUAAUUUGACAUUUUGUCUAUUAUUUUUCUUCUAGUUAUAAUUCAAUUGUUUUUUUUUAAAUAAAUUUUUUUGUUAGGUGAUUGCUUAGAUGUAAUCAAGAUUUCUGCAAAACCUCUUUUGUCAAAUAUUUCUAUCUAAUGAUACAAGAGUUAUGUCUCCCUGUUUUGUGUGUAUGGACGAAGCUUUUGUUCUCAGAUAAAUUCUCAACAAAUUACAUCUCUUGAAAAUUAACUAAACUGACUCACAGACCAAACGGCUAACGUUAUCAUGAUUGCUCCUCUAAUCUUUUUCUAUUGGGAAGAAAAGCAUAAUCACCAAGAUUGACAUCCAACCAAAAGAUCACAGGCAAAAAGAUUUAUUUAUUUAUUUUUCUAUUGGCAAUCUUUGUCAAAUACGUAUCAAUAUGAACAAAAAACUG
This is a messenger RNA of Prunus mume (Japanese apricot), 1341 nucleotides long. The record is from RefSeq and is a predicted model, not a curated record. Lineage: Eukaryota; Viridiplantae; Streptophyta; Magnoliopsida; Rosales; Rosaceae.